Pieris macdunnoughi is the source of this 1383-nucleotide messenger RNA. The record is from the annotation of a GenBank genome assembly. NCBI's taxonomy places the organism in Eukaryota, Metazoa, Arthropoda, Insecta, Lepidoptera, Pieridae.
AUGGUUGCUUAUAAAAAGAAGAAAAAAGCUUUAUUAUCAACAAGCCCAAAUGAUGGAGAACCAUACCUGCACGUGAUGGCGAGACCCUCCGUAUACAACGCAGGGGUCAAACGAGCUAUUUACUGCAAAGGACAAAAUAUGCCUGAGUUAAUAGACUGGCUAUCACCAAACGGAGAUGUCGUAGAGGGCCGCUCUACCAAAAACACCAGGGUUUACGUGGAAAGGUCCAAGAACGAUUCGCUCGUGAGCAGCUUAGUAGCUCUCAUCAUUCAAGAGACAAUGAUCGAAGAUACUGGCAACUGGACCUGUAGAGCGGGCUCCUUGAAUGAAACUAUUGAAAUCACUGUUGGGGUAAAAGCAAUGAUACCCAAUAAAUAUGAAAUCAUCGAGGGUGAAGAAGGGAAAUCAGUCAAGUUCGAUUGUGUUGCAAAAGGUCAUCCGGCACCUAUAGUACAGUGGUACAUGGAAAACGAUCCUAUUACUAAUGAUCCCAAAAAGUACAUAAUACGGGUGAAGGCGGACAACCAUCAGCUCGAGAUUAAGAACUUGACGCAUCGGGACACCAAUGAGUACGUGUGCAGAGUGACUCAGAAGGCAUUGUCUCAUUUCGCUGAUAAACGGGUGCAACUGAACGUCAACCAUAAACCCUUCUUGGUGGACGAAAACAAUGAAGUUUCCUACUCCAAAUAUAAGGCGGAAGAAGUUUACGCGAUCAUCAAUGAAACCAAAAAUAUAACCUGCAUCGUUAUUGCCAACCCUCUUCCCACAUUCCGUUGGUACAGAACUGAAAAUGGAUUUGACGAACUAAUCACUGAUCCUGAUACGGUGAUGACCUCAGAGGAUGGCAAUAGCUCAGUGUUCAUUUUGCGAACAUUUGACGAGACUGCGUUCGGCGAAUAUAAAUGUUCAGCGAACAACAGUAAGGGACAGGUCACUAUUUUGUAUGAUGUUUCGGCUGGAAAUAAACCAAAUUCUCCUGAUUUUGUGGAAUUAGUAUCUAAAUCGAAAACUGAGCUUACAUUCAAUGUGACUUGUUCCACUUGUAAUAUGGCUACAACGGAAGAAGAUAUGUCUGAGGACCCAAAAAAUCUUACAGUUCUAGGAUAUUCAUUCCAAGUAGUGGCUGAACAAGAAGGAUUUCUAGCUGAUUGGGAUGCAGCUAUCGAGUUUAUCAAAGAUAUCAAGGAAUUUAAUGAUACAUUGUUCACAUUAGGCCCACUUGCAAAUGACACAACAUACCACGUCCGAGUGCGCACGCGCAACGCAGCUGGAUUUUCUGAAUGGAUAAAAGUCACUCCCAAUCCUACAACAGACUUCGCAAACAGACUUGCUAUUUCGUCCAUACUUCUUAUUAUAUGUUUCUUGUACACUUUAAUCAAUUAA